Molecule: messenger RNA, 2751 nt
Organism: Caenorhabditis auriculariae
Lineage: Eukaryota; Metazoa; Nematoda; Chromadorea; Rhabditida; Rhabditidae
Source: the annotation of a GenBank genome assembly
AUGAAAAACAUUGGAUUGGAAGAAGCUGAGGUCGAGCUGCCAGCGGGUAGUCUCCCCUUGAUUGUUUAAUUAGCCCAAAUCUGCCAGGUGCUCCAUUUCCUUGUUUUCCCAAUCAAAUUCGAGGUCAUGUAUGAGGACUGACUCGGGCUUUCUCGGAAAAAUCUUCAAUAAUCUUUCGAUGAUAAAUCUUUUCUUUUCCAACUGUAAUUGAGAGCGACCGCUCGGGCCAGGGCUUGGGCCUCAUUUCUGAGAACAAGUUGCACGGCCUCGGGCCAGACUCUGAGAAAAAAAUGUAAAUUUCAUUGAAAAAAAUUUUCACCGAAAAAAAUCUUCUCACUUUUUUUGAAUCAUAGUUCUUUAUAAGGCCGGGCCGGGCCGUGAUGGGAAAUAGCCGGGUGUUGAUAGGCUAGCGGGCCGGCCCUCGCACAGGCCUGGCUCCUCUUUGGGGAAACAGAACAAUUUUUUUGAAAUUCUAUCAGUUCAGAAAACGUAUAAAAAGUCAUUCCAACGUGAAACCUUCAUGAACCUACGACAUUUUCAUAAUUUCGACAGCUGCUGUCGGCUCGGUGUGAAAAGCCCGGGCAACCUAAAAACUUGACUUUUUCUUUCCUGCAGAACUCGACUUGCAACACUUUACUUGAAUCAAUCGAAUAACUGCUUCUGGAAAAUGUCAAUGGAGAAAAUGAACAUACAGGAAUUUCUGAAGAGACAUCUCCGCGCCUCGAGCUACGCCAAUGAGAGAUCGGUCCGCAUUUUCUUUCGAAAUUUAUAGUUUAAAAAAUGCUGUCGCAUGGAAAAUAACGAAUUUUUUUAAAAAUUUGUUAGAAGACUUUCAGGUGAACUACACACCGGAGGAGCUGAUAGAAGUAGUGAAACGAGCGAUGGAACUGUUCAGAAAGGAGCCAAGUCUCGCUCGGAUGUCGCCGCCAUGUAUCGUCGUCGGCGACAUCCACGGACAGGUCAGAAAUUUUUCGAGUCCAGAAAAUUUUUUUUUUUCAGUACCUCGACCUCAUCCGAAUACUCAACGCUAAGAACGACGACAAAAUGGCCUUGUCGUCGAAAAGAUUCAUGUUUCUAGGCGACUACGUGGACAGAGGUCGUCGUUCCGUCGAGUGUAUCACGCUCAUGUUCACGCUCAAAGUCUGUCCUGUCGCUCCUUCCCGAAGAAAAACAGAUCUGUAGAUCAUGUAUCCUACGCACUACGUCUUGCUGCGCGGCAACCACGAGAGCAAAGCCAUCAACCACGCCUACGGGUUCAAGGUAGUCUGCUUUUUUUUUUUGGUUGACUGACACAUGAAAACUUUUUUUUUCAAUUCUAUAAUACGGUCAAAAAGUUUCACAUUUGAGCGUUUCAGACUCCCGAGUGUAGAAAAAAUUUUCUAUAACUGGCUCUAAAAAAGGAAAUUAGCAUUGGGCCUUCCAUUGGAAAGAGACAAACGCAAACUAGCAGAAAAGAAGUUUUGAGUCGAAUUCCAUGUUCAAAGUAAUUUCCGCGAAAUGCCAAAUUUACUCUGAUUCUCCACAAUACAGUUAUCGUUCUCUUUUUCUGACGGCUAUUUUGAAUUCCGCGGGAUCACUCUGAACACGCAAAAAAAAAAUCGUUGAAAAGACUAUGUUUUCAAAUUAUACUGUAUAUUUUAUACAGGGUUGUACUGAAAUUCUCGGAAAUGAAAAAAAUAUCAUGAAUUAUCAGCCAAUUUAAAACUCGAAAAGGGAGAUAAUUUGAAUUUAAUUUUCAAAAACCGUAAAAAAAAAACAGAAUUGAAACAUUCAGGACGAGCUGUGCGAUAAGUUUGGCGAAGCGGAAGGUCUAAAGGUCUGGGAGCUGUACAACGAGGUCGGUGCCGACGCCUCAGACCUCCUUCAGCUCGAUUUCAGGCUUUCGCCUUGAUGCCGCUGGCUGGAAUUAUCGGCUCGAAAAUUCUCUGCAUGCACGGAGGCAUCUCCAAGCACCUCACUUGCCUUGAGGAUAUUGAGAAAGUAAAGCGUAUUGUAUCUUUUCCAAUACUGUAACGCUAACAGAUCAAACGUCCAAUCAUGGAAGUUGCCGAAUGUCCAUUGGCGAUCGAUCUCAUGUGGGCCGACCCUAUUGAUACGUUCAAUGGCGGUUCCCUCGAUCCGUGAGUUCGAUGGCGGCGUUUUGGUAAGGAAUAAUGCCUUACAGUACGCCAAGGUACGUGGAAAAUACUCUCCGUGGCCUCGCGUGCAUGUUCAACGAAGCGGCAGUCAAAGAAAUGUGCCUGCGGCUCAAGAUCGAACUUAUCGUUCGCGCCCAUCAGGUCAGUCUUCUUGAGACUCUCUUUUUACUGAACUCUUGGCUGAACCCAUUACUUUGACCGUGUCUACGAUUUUCAGAUGAUGGAGUAUGGUUUCAAAUUCUACGCCGAACGGAAACUCGUCACCAUCUUCUCUGCGCCGAGAUAUCUCAACGAAACCGAGGCAUCUUGAUCUUCGUCCUACGAAAACCAACUAUAUUGUUGCAGAACAAGGGAGCCAUUCUGAAAGUGUCGAAAAGCGGGUCAGUUUCGCUGGUUCUUCUCAAACCUCGUGCCGAGGGUAGGUAUUGCUUUGCUGGAGCCUACUUCAACUUUAGAGUCUGCAGAGAAGGCAACGGCGGGCAGUGAUGAAAAGACGAAAUUCCUUACAGAAGUGUAAGUUCUCUGUCUUAAGAGCCGCUGCCACCGAAGAAUAUUCAGACCUAAUGGGAAAAAGUCGAGGAAACUGUCUCUCCGGAGCGCACCUCGUGUAUGA